Messenger RNA from Penicillium lagena, 1299 nucleotides. RefSeq names its product ubiquitin-protein ligase peroxin 10 (gene pex10). The transcript has 2 exons. Gene Ontology annotation, cellular component: peroxisomal membrane. Lineage: Eukaryota; Fungi; Ascomycota; Eurotiomycetes; Eurotiales; Aspergillaceae. The record is from RefSeq and is a predicted model, not a curated record. Gene Ontology annotation, biological process: protein import into peroxisome matrix. The coding region runs from base 1 to 1299 and encodes 432 amino acids. Gene Ontology annotation, molecular function: zinc ion binding.
AUGGCAGACGAGUCACCACCAUCGGUCCCCCCAGGGAGAGCCCUCGGUGCGCCCACCUCACACUUCUACCCCUUCGCUACCUCCCCGGACGUCAUCCGCUCUCACGAAAAGGAUGUCUUCAUGACCGGGAGCCUGGUCCAGCAAGCCCAAGGUAUCAUUCGCUCCUUGCGCGGCGCCCGCUUCGCACAUACCCACGCCGAAUCCAUCAAGCAUCUCACAGAGAUCCUCUACUUCUCACUCACGACAGCCAUUGGCAACCGCACGCUCGGCGAGGAGUACUGCGACCUGAUCCAAUUGGAAGACGAGACACUACGACUUCCCUCGAUUACGCGGCGAGUCGGUUACAUCCUGAGCAGCAUCCUAGUGCCAUGGACACUACAACGGUUCCUACCGAAGCUACGACAGCGCCUGCGCGCUAAGCUCGAGCGCAGCAUCGCGCGACAGCAGAUCCGCGCCGCGCAGCAAAAGUCAUCACCGACAACCCCGCAACCAUUCUUCUCCAAGCUGCGCAUACAACAAUAUAUCCUCGAACAUCUGGACUCAAUCACAUCCCUGUCCCCGAUCUAUGCCCUCAGCAUCGCAACCUUCUACUUCACAGGCUCAUACUACCACCUCUCCAAGCGGCUCUGGAACCUCCGGUACGUCUUCACCAAGAAAAUCGAAGAUGAAGAGCAGCGCGUCGGCUAUGAAGUGCUCGGCGUGCUUCUCGUGCUCCAAAUCGCCGUGCAAGGCUUCCUACACGUCCGCAAGUUGGCCUCGAGCGCCGGCGACGACCAGAGCGCCACAGCGGACGCCGCCGAGUCCCGCUCCGAAGCGGGCGCGUUGGUGAAGUCCAUCCAGAACCCCGUCUCCAUGCCCCUUUUGCCGGCGUCGACACCGAACUACGAUCUUGCUGAGGACCCCGGCGCCGUCUCUUGGAUUCCUGAUGGCCAGCAGCGCAAGUGCACGCUGUGUUUGGAGGCUUUCAAGGAUCCUAGCGUCACUACAUGCGGGCAUGUCUUUUGCUGGGGAAGUCAACGCAGGGGCUUCAGGUGUCGGGGGAUGGGAGUGCUUGGUUUGCAGGAAGAUCUUCUGCAUUCCCUGAUCACGCCGUUCGAAGGCUGCAUAAGCCUUUUCAACAUCUUCGAGGCGAAUUCGGUGAGUGACCAUAUCGAGAGGAUUAAUUUUCUUUUUUUGGAUGAGAUCCAUGAGCUGGUGCCAGUACUUGUGCACUGGAGCUUGGCCAUUGCCAAUAAGUCGCACACCGGUCUGCAUCAGGGCCCCAAUGUUGAAGUGAUUGGUCUGCCACAGGCCGGUUAG